AUGUCGACCCCAACCACAGCAACGGCCACGCUCCCACCGCACUCUCAUUAUCGUCACAACCAUUAUCCCUACGCCCACCACACCCAUCCCCACGCCAGCCAGGCCUACCAGACCAGCACCCCCAGCGGCGGCCCUGCAUCUUACCACCGCGCAGCGCCCACCGCGAGCAACCCUAUCCUCCCCACCCCUUCCUCGACCGCCGCCUCGAGUACGACGACAACGACAACAACAACAACAGCAACUCGACUGCCUCCCAUUCCCUACCCUGCGCCCGGCCAGAUCGACUACUCGACGGCCUCGCCGCCCGACAUCAAUAAUCACGCGGCCGCCUCGCUGUCAAAUGGCGUAGCCCAGCCCGCAUCCAACGCUGCCAUUCCCAGAUCUGCCGCUCACCACCACACCCACCACACCCACCACACCCACCACAACCACCACCACCACCACACGUCGAGACCCGCUCCCCGAUCCGACGCCGCCGCCUACAACACCAUGCCUACCACCACCACACAUACCCAGUCGUCUGCUCAGCAGCCGUCGUCGGCCACGAGGAAGAGGAGGCGCUCCCAGGCCCCCGAUUGGGACAAGUUCUACCAAAACGGCCUGCCCAAAGAGAUCAUUGUCAUUGAGGACAGCCCAGAGCCUGGCCAGGCGCCCAAUCGUGGCGUCAAGGUCAUCGCUACAGCCGCGGCGGCUUUGAACGUCACCACCACCGCCAACGGUGCCGCCGCCGCUCGCCAUGUCGCCAAGCGUCGAAAGCGUGACGACGAACCCCAGCCGUACGAUCCCAUCUACCACAACAAGUACGCUGGCUCCCACGCCCAUACGCCUCAGAACCACUCGACCCCGAGUGGAUCCACCAUUUCCACCGACAGGACCACGAGCUCGGCUCAUCACACCACCGCCGCCACCUCGCUGUCCUCGUCCAACGGCUACCACGAAGACACCCAGGCCGGCCAAAAGAGGAAAAGAACCACCCGCCAGCAGCUCGCCCAAGAGGCGAAGAAGCGGGAGCUCGAGGCCCUCAGCGACACAUGUCCCAGCUACAGGCCUCCGCCCUACCCUCCCAAGAAGGCGCCCGACGUCCACGUUCGCGUCAUCCAGGAUCAUCCCUAUAACAAGAACAGCAAGGUCGACGACGACGAUGGCCACUACGUCGUCGUCCCCGACGCCGACCUCACAGACAAAUUCCUCCAUGACCUCAACCUCAUCCACACGGAUCUGAAGCCCGAGAACAUUCUUCUCUGUGACAACACCUAUCAGACAUUCACGUACAACAGGAAGAUUCCCUCGUCGUCGUCCACCGUCAAUCGCCAAGCGAAUCAGAGGAGGGUGCUCUUGGACACGGAGAUUCGACUCAUCGACUUUGGCUCUGCCACGUUCCAAGACGAGUACCAUUCCUCCGUCGUGUCGACACGGCACUACCGAGCGCCCGAGAUUAUCCUGGGCCUCGGCUGGUCUUUCCCUUGCGACAUUUGGAGCAUCGGCUGCAUCCUCGUCGAGUUCUUCACCGGCGAUGCGCUCUUCCAGACGCACGAUAACCUGGAGCAUCUCGCCAUGAUGGAGAUGGUCUGCGGUUCGAGGAUCGACACCCAUCUCGUCCAGUCGGUCAGCAAGAUGGCCCAGAGGAGCGCAGGAAACCCUGCUGCCAAGUACUUUAAGCGGUCCAAGUUGGACUAUCCCACGACAGACACUACGCGGGCGUCGAGGCGAUUCGUCAAAGCCAUGAAGCACCUGACGGAAAUCAUCCCAUCCAACAACACGUUCUUCAGGAACUUUUUGGACUUGCUGCGCAAGAUCUUCAUCUACGACCCGGCGCACCGCAUCACGGCCAAGGAAGCCCUGAACCAUCCGUGGUUCAAGGAGCCGGCGCAACCCGACGACGGCACAGAAGCGGCUAAGAUUCGCCUGGAGCGGACCAGGAUGGAGCAAGAGAUUGCCCGCCUGCCCCAUAUGCACGCGUGA
Molecule: messenger RNA, 1962 nt
Organism: Verticillium dahliae VdLs.17
Lineage: Eukaryota; Fungi; Ascomycota; Sordariomycetes; Glomerellales; Plectosphaerellaceae
Product: serine/threonine-protein kinase AFC2
Exons: 5
Coding region: 1-1962 (653 amino acids)
Biological process (GO): protein phosphorylation
Cellular component (GO): nucleus
Molecular function (GO): ATP binding; protein kinase activity
Source: RefSeq, a predicted model, not a curated record